AUGUGUCCGCCGAUCAGCUGUCGUUGGUAUUUUGUUUGUUAUUAAGUGCUGAUAAGUUCAGCGUGUGAUUUUUGUCUUUUUAGUUCGUAGAAUAUUUCCAUUGCUUUGAAGAAUGAUAUAAUCGUAAGGCAUCAACAAGUGCACGAAAAUUAGCAACUUAACACGGUAUUUAAGUUCGUCGGCAAAUGUUAUGCCAAGUUAUAACACUGUGGUUGCUUUUCUUAAUUGCCGUCGUUGCGUGACUGGUAUUUUGCUGAUAUCAGGGUAGUAUAGAUAAGGGUAGGAUUUCUGUGGUUUGCUGUAGUAGUUGUUUAAAAUAAUGAGCCUCAACGAGCCCUCUUCGUUUGAAUCUGCACGAAAUGCUGAAGCAGUGAAUAAAUCAGCAAGCCAAACAUCCUCGGCAACUACAACUCCGAAUUCAAGCAACAGCUUAAUAGAACCAUCAGAAGAUUCUUCCUUGAACAACGCCUCAGGUUUAUUUUACGGAGGAGAGUGUGUCACACUUACAACUGAAACGACUAAUUUCAGCUUUCGAGAAUUAUGGGCGUUUACAGGCCCCGGCUUCUUGAUGUCUAUUGCUUAUCUGGAUCCGGGAAACAUCGAGUCAGAUUUACAGAGUGGAAUUGUGGCAAAAUUCAGCUUGCUAUGGGUGCUACUUGGAGCUACGCUGCUUGGCUUAGCAAUGCAACGAUUAGCAGUGAAAAUUGGUGUUGUUACCGGGUUGGACCUAGCUGAGAUGUGCUGUAAGCAAUACAAAACAGUCCCACGUUUGAUACUUUGGCUGAUGGUGGAAGUUGCUAUUAUUGGAUCUGAUAUGCAAGAAGUAAUUGGAACUGCAAUCGCUAUCUACCUUCUCUCAUCUAAACGAAUACCAUUAUACAUAGGGGUUUUGAUAACUGUAUUAGAUACACUUUCCUUCUUGUUUUUGGAUAAGUACAAACUGAGACGCCUGGAACUAUUGUUUGGAUUUUUGAUCACUACAAUGGCUGUAUCGUUUGGUUAUCAGUACAUCGUUACUGAUAUACCGCAAAUCAAUGUAAUUGAAGGAAUGUUCCUUCCUUGGUCUUCUGAUUACCGCCCCGGUACAUUGCUGCAGGCUGUGGGUAUAAUCGGUGCCGUUAUCAUGCCGCACAACUUAUAUUUACAUUCAGCGCUUGUAAAGUCUCGUACAAUCAAUCGAAACAAUGUUAAAGAAGUGAAAAAGGCAAAUCGUUAUUACUUUAUAGAAGCAUCGAUUGCCCUUGCUGUAUCCUUUGUCAUUAACGUGUUUGUAGUGUCCGUGUUCGCUCAUGAUGUGUAUGGAAAGACUAAUCAAGACGUGAUUGACGCUUGCAGUAAUUCAUCAUUUGCGGAUGACAUUAUAUCUGCAUUUAUAGCAAAUAAUUAUACAGCCGAUAUCAACAUUUAUAAAGGCGGAUUAGUACUUGGAUGUUUUUAUGGUGGACUAUCAAUGUACGUGUGGGCUAUUGGUAUACUAGCAGCUGGACAAAGUUCUACUAUGACUGGCACAUACGCAGGACAAUUUGCUAUGGAGGGUUUUCUUAACCUGCAAUGGGCACGUUGGAAGCGUGUAUUGUUCACCAGAACAGUGGCAAUCAUGCCUGCGUUUUAUGUUGCUUUCUUCAGUAGAUUGGAAGAUUUAACUAAAAUGAACGAUAUAUUGAAUGCCGUGAUGGCUUUACAGCUUCCAUUCGCUGCGAUACCUACAGUCGCCUUUUCUUCAAGUUUAGCAUUGAUGAAAGCAGACUUUGUGAAUGGCAGACUUGAAAAAAUUAUCUCUAUCACACUCAGUUUUACUGUUAUUGGUAUAAACCUUUAUUUUAUUGUAGCCAAUUUAGAGCAAGUAAAUUUAACACCUUUGAUGAUCUUUGGCGUUGUUUUGUUCGGUACGUUUUACAUAGCUUUUAAUUUGUAUCUUCUAUUGCAUAUGAUGGUAAAUUUAGGAAAUAAAGCAGUAGCUUCAAAUUGGGCUAUAAAGCGGUUUGUUUUGGAUAAUAGCCAUUUGUUUUCAAAUCUGAAUGGCAAUGGAAUGUAAUAAUAAAGGAAUAUUUUUUUUGCAAUAAACAGAAUGUACUAGAUGUGAGUAGAAACCGUA
This is a messenger RNA of Anopheles arabiensis, 2095 nucleotides long. RefSeq names its product protein Malvolio (gene Mvl). The coding region runs from base 320 to 2035 and encodes 571 amino acids. Gene Ontology annotation, cellular component: apical plasma membrane. The transcript is spliced from 12 exons. Gene Ontology annotation, molecular function: cadmium ion transmembrane transporter activity; manganese ion transmembrane transporter activity; iron ion transmembrane transporter activity. The record is from RefSeq and is a predicted model, not a curated record. Gene Ontology annotation, biological process: metal ion transport; manganese ion homeostasis; response to manganese ion. Lineage: Eukaryota; Metazoa; Arthropoda; Insecta; Diptera; Culicidae.